AUGUCGGACCAAGAGGCUGCUGCCGCCGAUGGCGAGAAGAAGCUGAGCAAAAAGGAGCUGAACAAGCUCGCCAAGAAGGCAAAGAAGAUGGAGCUGACCCAGCAGAAGGGUCCGUCCGCCAAUGACGCGAGCGGUGACAAGGAAGAAGACGUGAGCGUCGGCUGCUACGGGUCUUACGGGCUCGUCCAGUCCACCGAUGAGAAGGACAUCGUCUUCACCGAGCUGAACGUAAUCAACAAGGACCUGGCUAACAAGGAGAUCUGGGUUCGCGGCCGUGUACACACCACUCGCUCUACCGGAAAAUCCUGCUUCCUGGUACUCCGUCACAAGGUGCACACCAUCCAGGUUGGUCUCUUCAAGGGCGACCUCGUGAGCAAGCAGAUGGUCAAGUUUGUCGGAGCCAUUCCCAAGGAGUCGAUUAUCGACAUCCAGGCCAAGGUGGUCGUUGCCGAGCAAGAAGUGUCGGCGUGUACCCAAAAGGAGAUGGAACUGCACCCGAUUCAGGUGUUCACCGUCGGCGCCGUUUUCCGUGCCGAGGACUCGAACACCCAUCGCCACAUGACCGAGUUUGUCGGCCUUGACUUGGAGAUGGCCUUCAAGUUCCACUAUCAUGAGGUGAUGCGCACAAUCGGUGAUGUGUUGAUCAACGUUUUCAAGGGACUCCAGAAGGAAUACGCUCAUGAGAUCGCCGCCGUCGGACAACAAUACCCAGCCGAGCCCUUCGAGUUCUGCGAGCCGGCUUUGGUCUUGAAGUAUGCUGAUGCCGUGGCGAUAUUGCGCGAGAGCGGCGAAGAGAUUGGUGAUGAGGAGGACCUGUCGACGCCCCUGGAGAAGAAGCUCGGCCGACUCGUCAAGGACAAGUACAAGACCGACUUCUACAUCCUCGACAAGUUCCCGCUCGCCGUCCGGCCAUUCUACACGAUGCCCGACCCGCACGAUGCGCGCUACUCGAACAGCUACGACAUGUUCAUGAGAGGCGAAGAGAUUCUCUCCGGAGCCCAGCGUAUCCACGACCCGACGUUCCUCACCGAGCGCGCCAAGCACCACAACAUCGAGCUCGACAAGAUCCAGGCCUACAUUGACGCGUUCCGCUACGGAUGCCCGCCGCACGCUGGCGGUGGAAUUGGCAUGGAACGCGUGACGAUGCUCUUCCUCGGCCUGCACAACAUCCGUCUGUCGUCGAUGUUCCCACGUGACCCGAAGCGCAUCACCCCC
Mesorhabditis spiculigera is the source of this 1215-nucleotide messenger RNA. NCBI's taxonomy places the organism in Eukaryota, Metazoa, Nematoda, Chromadorea, Rhabditida, Rhabditidae. The record is from the annotation of a GenBank genome assembly.